AUGGCAGACACAAUGCAGCAAAACCAGAGUGAAAUCACUAAAUUUAUUCUUCUCGGAUUUGGAGAGCUCCAUGAUAUGCAAAUAUUAUUGUCCCUGUUCUUCUUGUCAAUCUACAUUUUGACGAUGACUGCCAACAUUCUCACUGUUCUUCUGAUAGUGAUUGAUCAUCGCCUUCACACACCCAUGUACUUCUUCCUGGGAAACCUGUCUUGCUUAGAGACCUUCUACUGCUCAACCACACUACCCAAGAUGUUGGCCAGUCUCUUGACAGGGGAGAAAACCAUCUCUUUCAUAGGAUGCAUCACACAGCUGUAUUUCGUUGGUUUCUUGGGUAGUACAGAAUGCUAUCUUCUCUCUGCAAUGUCUUAUGAUCGUUUCUUAGCAAUAUGCAAACCCCUACAUUAUACAACUCUUAUGAAUGGUAAGCUCUGUGUACAGUUAGCAGCUGGCUCUUGGAUCAAUGGAAUGAUAUUGACCUUGGUAUAUUUGGUAUUGGUGCUUCAACUUCAGUACUGUGGGCCUAAUGAAAUUGAUCAUUUUUUUUGUGAGUCUCUCUCAUUGGUUCAAAUCUCAUGCAGCUAUGCCAGCCUGGUAAAAUAUGCCAGUGUAAUCUUGGCUAUAGUGUUCACUUUCCCCCCUUUUCUUCUGACCCUGAUUUCCUAUGUAUACAUUAUUGCUGCCAUCUUAAGAAUCCCUUCCACCACCGGGCGGCAAAAAGCCUUUUCCACCUGCUCUUCUCACCUGAUAGUUGUUUCUAUUUUCUAUGGAGCCAUAAUUAUUGUGUAUAUGACACCCAAAAUUGAAAUAGUGAUAGACCUAAACAAAAUAUUUUCUCUGUUAUACACAGUCCUUCCCCCUUUAGUGAACCCUCUAAUAUAUAGCCUGAGAAACAAGGAUGUCAAGGAAUCCUUAAGGAAGGCUGCUGGGAAGCUUCUAGGUUCUAAUUUGUGA
Molecule: messenger RNA, 951 nt
Organism: Hemicordylus capensis (graceful crag lizard)
Lineage: Eukaryota; Metazoa; Chordata; Lepidosauria; Squamata; Cordylidae
Product: olfactory receptor 10A7-like
Exons: 1
Coding region: 1-951 (316 amino acids)
Biological process (GO): G protein-coupled receptor signaling pathway
Cellular component (GO): membrane
Molecular function (GO): G protein-coupled receptor activity; olfactory receptor activity
Source: RefSeq, a predicted model, not a curated record